AUGUCAUUCGACCUUUCUUCGUCGUCAGCCUCUACAGAAGCCCUGGACACGGCGCUGGACCUUGUGGGACAAGGCUUCUACGCGGGCAACGAGUACUAUCAGCACUGGUCGCACCAAGAUGGCAGCAGCAACGGGCAGAAUUCACCCUGGGACGCCACGACAGUAUGGUCUGACGGGUCGUCAAGCAUUCCUGACCCCGUGAUGCUUGACGAAGUGGUUAUGGACUCGGGCUGGACGCAGAAUAUGCUCGAUCCUACAAUGUUACCGUACCAAACGCAACCAAUUUCCAACACUGGUUGUGUGAACAAGGUUUUCCAAGGUCCGCAGGUCCUACAUGCCAGAUUUCGGUAG
This is a messenger RNA of Metarhizium acridum CQMa 102, 351 nucleotides long. NCBI's taxonomy places the organism in Eukaryota, Fungi, Ascomycota, Sordariomycetes, Hypocreales, Clavicipitaceae. The record is from RefSeq and is a predicted model, not a curated record.